Molecule: messenger RNA, 5207 nt
Organism: Myxocyprinus asiaticus (Chinese sucker)
Lineage: Eukaryota; Metazoa; Chordata; Actinopteri; Cypriniformes; Catostomidae
Product: ubiquitin carboxyl-terminal hydrolase 11-like
Exons: 21
Coding region: 101-3118 (1005 amino acids)
Biological process (GO): protein deubiquitination
Molecular function (GO): cysteine-type deubiquitinase activity
Source: RefSeq, a predicted model, not a curated record
UUGUCAUCCCAACCGCUUCCUACUUCCUGCAUCAAAACAUUCCGGUGUUUGUAUGCGGCGGUGGGCUUUAACGGAGCUUUCCCGAGCUGUGUAAGGUAUUAUGGCUGCUAACAGCAGCACCGGUUCGGCCACCGAGCCUCCAGGACUGGAGACCCAGCGGCGGGAGAUCGACAGCCUCAACCAGAACCAGCAACUCCGCGCCGGGGACAGCUGGUAUUUGUUGGACAAAAGAUGGUUCGAUCAAUGGAAAGAGUAUGUGGACACCGGGGACCAAAAUUCCUCCUCUUAUCCUGGGAAGAUUGACAACACAGAGCUCUUUCAAGAUCUGGAUUCCUACCAUCUGAAAGAGAGGUUGGUGGAAAAUGAGGACUUUGUCCUGGUCCCAGCAGAAGCCUGGCACAAACUCUUGUCAUGGUAUGACAUGAUGGACGAUCAGCCUCCAUUGGAGAGAAAGGUCGUUGACCUUCCCAGCACUGUUAAAGUCGAGGUCUACCCUGUGGAGGUUUACCUCUGUCUCUCUAGCAACCUGGAGAAUACUGUACCGGCACGAUUCAGUCGGGCAGACAAGAUACAUGCCAUACAUCAGAUGGUACGGCAGCAGUUUGAAGUGUCAGAUACUGCUGAAAGCCGAAUGUGGAUGAGGAGUACAGAUACAAGCUCGGAGAGGCUACGCAACCUUAACAUGUCUGUACUGGAUGCCUGCCUCAGCUCUGGCAUGACAGUGAUCAUGGAGAUCAGGAAUGUAGAUGGGACGUGGCCCACAUCCAGGCCUCAGAUCAUGCGGAACUCUGCUGACGAUCAGGACUCAUAUCGUGGUCCUCCAGGAGUGUGUGGGCUUACAAACCUUGGCAACACCUGCUUCAUGAAUUCAGCCUUACAGUGUCUGAGUAACAUACCACCACUGACUGAGUACUUCCUAAAGAACUUGUAUCUGGAGGAGCUGAACUUCUCCAACCCUCUAGGCAUGAAGGGUGAAAUUGCAGAAGCCUAUGCUGAUGUCAUCAAACAGAUGUGGUCAGGGAGGCACUAUUCUGUGGUUCCCCGGGUCUUUAAGACUAAGGUCGGACACUUUGCGUCACAGUUUCUGGGCUACCAACAACAUGACUCUCAGGAGCUGCUGUCCUUCUUGCUGGAUGGUCUUCAUGAAGACCUCAACCGAGUCAAGAAGAAGGAGUAUAUUGAACUCGGGGAUGCAGACGGCAGGCCUGACCAGGAUGUGGCUGAGGAAGCGUGGCACAACCAUCUACGGCGGAAUGAUUCGGUCAUCGUUGACACAUUCCAUGGGUUGUUUAAGUCAACGCUGGUGUGCCCAGAAUGUUACAAGGUCUCUGUGACCUUUGACCCCUUCUGCUACUUGAGCGUGCCCUUACCUGUCAGUAAAGAGAGAGUCAUGGAGGUUUUCUACGUCUCCCUCGACCCCACGGCCAAACCAGCCCAGUAUCGGUUGAUUGUCCCUAAAGCUGGCCGAGUGUUUGACUUGUGCACUGCACUCUCUCAGGCAACAGACGUCCCACCCAGCCAGAUGGUUGUGGCUGAUGUGUUCAAUCACCGAUUUUAUAAGAUUUAUCAAGCUGAUGAGUUCUUAAGCUCUAUACUGGACCAGGACGACAUAUUUGUGUAUCAGCUGAGCAACGGCUCUGUGGACCAGGAUGGUGAGGAGGUGGUUCUGGCAAUCUACUUGCGUGAGCGCUCUCACUACAGAGAUUACGGCUCGGGCAGUAACAGUUAUGGCACCUCUCUGUUCGGUCACCCGCUGCUGAUGUCUGUACCACGCGCUCAAUGCACACAAGAAGAGCUUUACCAGCUCCUACUGAGAAGGCUGUCGCGAUAUGUCCGUCCCCCAGACCCCUCAGAAGAAGUAGAGGAAGAAGAGGAGGGUGAGGAUGGAGGAGAGGAAGAAGAAGAGGAAGAGUUGUGCAAAGCUCAGACCAAUGGAGUUAGUGAUGAUGAGGGUGAGGAAGACUCUGAGGAGGCGGGCCCAUCCAAGAAAGAGGAAGAGCAGUCAAGGGAGAGCAGUCAAGCUGAUGGACAGAACAAUGGCCUGCCAGAAGCCAGCCCGGGCAGCAAGGGAGAGGAGAGAGCUGAGGAGUCGUCGUUAAAAAGUGAACCAGACCGGGGCAGCAGUACAGAUGAGAGCCAAUCAGCAUGCGGCAGCACCGACAUCAACUUCCAAGAUGCCAAUGAUGGGGAUCAAAGUGCUGCCGCAGAGCCCUCAGGAAAAGAGGAAGAGGAUGAAGACGAGGAGGAAGAUGGAGAAGAGGCUGCAACUUGUGCGCAGGCAAAUAAAAGGCUUCCCGGAAGACGGCACUUCGGACUGAGGCGUAAAAAAGCCCUGUUUACAAUUCAGGCGGUGAAUUCUAAUGGCACCACAGAGCGAGGGAUGGGCGAGGCGGGCAGCAGCUUUUCUUUCAGCUCUCAGCCAUACAUUGCCAUUGACUGGGACCCUGACAUGAAGAAGAAAUACUACAAUGAGAACGAGGCUGAGAAAUAUAUAAAGCAUCAAAGCAUGGACGUCCCUCACCAGCAGAUGACAGUACAGCUGCAGGAAUGUAUAGCACUCUUUACCACAGUAGAGACACUGGAAGAAGAAAACCCCUGGUAUUGUCCGACGUGUAAAAAGCAUCAGCUUGCCACUAAGAAAUUGGAUCUGUGGUCUUUGCCGGAGGUUCUUAUCAUUCAUUUAAAGCGUUUCUCCUACACCAAGUACUCUCGAGAGAAACUGGAGACAAUUGUGGAUUUUCCUCUGCGGAAUUUGGACUUCUCAGGUUUUCUCCUAAAGAAGAUGGUGAACAGUGCUGAACCUCCCUGCAGAUACGACCUAAUCUCUGUGUCCAACCACUACGGUGGACUCCGAGACGGACAUUAUACUAGUUAUGCCCGGAACAAGGACAAUAGCCAGUGGUAUUACUUUGAUGACAGCAAGGUGACCUUUGCAAGGGAGGAACAAAUUGUGACGAAUGCCGCUUACCUCCUGUUCUACCAGCGCCAAGACAAGAUCCGCCAGCCCACCGUCCCUCCACCCGUACCCUCAUCCACCCAGCCAGAAAACCACAUCACAUCCCAGACCCACGAUGGAGUGGAUGGAGCCAUUUCCUGUGUCAGCAUGGAGACUGACUGAUUUUCGUCUGUCCUUCCAUCUGCUUUUUCUAUUUCUCGCUACACUUCCGUCUUUCCAUCUCUUAUUAUUUCCUCCUUCACAUUCUAUUGAUCAUCCUUUUCCUCUCUCAGAUUCAUGAGGGAUUUUUUGAUUUGUUUAGUCUUACUCAACAGAAACUUGAACCUCUGCCUCUGCUCUGACUCCUACAGGAAGUGGGUGGCAGAGGCUACUCACUCAGGCUGGUGCAAGAGCAUCAUGGGGUGGGAAUGCAGAUUUUUUUGUUUUUCUUAACGACAUACUCAAGGAAAGUGGUUAGGCUGGUGGCCAGUGUAGAGAUUGCGUGCUGAUUUGUCUGCAUUGCUCCAACAAUGAUGAGAAUCUGGUGAAUGAAGUUGCGCUGCAGCAGAGUUUGUGGUCAGCCAUAUGGUCGUUUGCACUGCAGUUCAUCAUCACAUGCUAACAUCAAUGCAUUUUUUUUCUUUCUUAAGUUUGCUUUUCUGAGCUAGCUAAGCUGCUAUCCACAGUGAUGUUUGAUCUACAUGCACAACACUGGGCCAAGUUCCACUGCUCGACUGCUUUUAUGUUGAAGCUAGCAUCAGGAACCAUCAGAACUUCUGGGGUUUUUCAAUCACUUCUGGUUGUUCCAUUAGAAAUGUUGGUUUUCCGUAAGAAGUUCUGUUUUUUUCCAUCAGAACCUUUGGUUCAUCCAUCAGAACUUCUGGUAUUCCCUUCAGAUCCUUUGGUUGUUUCAUCAGAACUUCUUUUUGCUCAGAACUUUUUGUUGAUCCAUCAGAAACUUUGGUUGUUUCAUUAGAAAUUCUGUUUGUUUUUCCAUCAUAAUCUUUGGUUGUUCCAUCAGAAACUUUGGUUGUUUCAUCAGAACUUUUGGUUGUUCCAUCAGAAACUAUGGUUGUUCCAUUAGAAAUUCUGUUUGUUUUUCCAUCAUAACCUUUGGUUGUUCCAUCAGAACUUCUUUUUGCUCAGAACAUUUUGUUGUUCUAUCAGAAACUUUGGUUGUUUCAUUAGAAAUUCUGUUUGUUUUCCAUCAUAAUCUUUGUUUUUUCCUCAGAACUUUUGGUUGUUUCAUCAGAAAUGUAGUUUUUCCAUCAGAAACUUUGGUUGUUCUGUCGAGACCUUUGGUUAUUCCAUCACAACUAUUGGUUGUUCCAUGAGAACCUUCGUUUUUUCCAUGAGAAACUUUGGUUGUUCCAUUAGAACUUUUGGUUGUUCAAUCAAAACUUUUGGUUGUUCCAUUAGAACCUCUGGUUGUUUGAUCAGAACUUUUAUUUUUUUCCAUCAGAAAUUUUGGGUGGCCCAUCAGAACUUCGAGUUGUUCCGAGCAGCAACGUUCAUUGUGGUAGUUUGUAGCAGGGAUGGAGGAUCUCUGUCAGGAAUCUCUGACAUCAUUGUCAGAAAUCCAACUAAUGCAAUAUGAUUUUUGCAAUCUUCUUGUAAAAAGUGGGAAAUAAGAUGGAGGUAAAAAAAAAAAAAAGCUUUGUAUCCACUCACUCGUGAAUUAUUUAUUUUCAUAAUGCCAGAUGCUAAUAUGGAGUGAGAGAGCUGUAAUUCUGAUUCUCAAGAGCGAUGUCAAAAGGCUUCUAAAGAUCUUUCAUUUUUAUUUUUCAUUAUUGUGAUCGUUUUUAUUCUGCUGUCGUAAUGGCCCCCUGUUGCAGAACACAAACGGAGGCAUGCUUUCCAGAGAGAAUUGCAUUUUUAUUGUAAACAAAAGGAAAAUACACAGCAGGAUUUAAAUAUCACAUUAAGUUGGACUAAUUGUGUGCAAUUUAUAAUGAACUCUUUGGAGCAAUGAGAAUAUUUCAGCAAAGUGCUUUCUGGAUAGAGCUCUUUAUUGUGUUGAUUUUUAAGGCGCCUCUGUACAGUAUUUUUGUAUUGUAAUAAAUGAUGUAUUAUCUUUGAUCAUCUGGAUCAGAUGCUGGGGAUGGGAGAGCUUUCAUUUUAUUUUGUUAAUAAUUAUAAAAUGAAUAUAUAAUUGUAUACACAUCUUUUGAUAUGAAUAAAUUAUGACUAUAAAGUUAAGGAUUUUACACUUUGGACACAUUUGGCUUCCAUUACAUUGUUUUACCUCUGAAUAAAGGGACGUGUAGGGGCA